AUGGGUGGCUCACUAUCAAAAUACUUCACCAAUCUCAUUUGGGGCAAGAAAGAUAUCAGGAUUCUGAUUCUUGGUCUUGACAAUGCCGGCAAGACCACCCUUUUGUACAGACUCAAGAUCGGCGAAGUGGUAACUACGAUACCGACAAUUGGAUUCAAUGUCGAGUCCGUCCAGUACGGCAAUCUGAACUUCGAUGUCUGGGAUUUGGGUGGACAGACCUCAAUAAGGCCUUACUGGAGAUCAUACUACGCCAACACCGCCGCUGUGAUAUUUGUCAUUGAUUCGACCGACAUUGAACGAUUAGAGAUCGCCGCGGACGAACUAAGGUCGAUGCUGAAUGAAGAUGAAUUGAAAGAUGCGGCUUUAUUGGUGUUUGCCAACAAGCAAGAUCAGCCUGGCGCACAAGGCGCAGGAGAGAUCUCUGAAGCUUUGAAACUGGGCGAGCUGAGAGACCGGAAUUGGAGUAUUGUUGCGUGCUCAGUGAUUGAUGGGAAAGGGAUCAACGAGGGCAUGGAUUGGCUUUCGUAA
Messenger RNA from Cladophialophora psammophila CBS 110553, 528 nucleotides. Its product is annotated as ADP-ribosylation factor-like protein 1. Bases 1 to 528 code for a protein of 175 amino acids. The transcript is spliced from 5 exons. Lineage: Eukaryota; Fungi; Ascomycota; Eurotiomycetes; Chaetothyriales; Herpotrichiellaceae. The record is from RefSeq and is a predicted model, not a curated record. Gene Ontology annotation, cellular component: cytoplasm; Golgi apparatus. Gene Ontology annotation, molecular function: GTPase activity; GTP binding. Gene Ontology annotation, biological process: vesicle-mediated transport; intracellular protein transport.